GGCGGAACUAGCUCCGCAGUCGCGAUGUCUGCCACUGCGCGCGCCGUCCUUCGAGCGCUCAAUUCAGUGCAGGCUAGGCGGCCGCGCGGUGUAGACGUGUCGUAGUGGUUUGUUGUCGAUCCGCCAGUAUCGAUUAUCUGACGCUGUUUCCAAGGAGACGGGUUGGAGCACCUCGUCACGGAAAGAACCGGGAGGUAGGUUACCUCCUCGUCUCAUUCAACAUAGAGCUGUCACCGCACGUUCCAUUGGAAGUUUCAAAUUCAGAAGUCCUACAUAAUCUCCAACUCAAUCAUCAUCAUCAUCAACAGCGACACGGACAGCAAGGCAUCCGGAGUUGCUUCUUCUUCUGCUGCUUCUUCUUCUGGGGUCAGACACCAACCAGCCCGCUGCUGCCUGGAGGAGAGAGACAACUGCGCGGCCUAACAGCAGGGGGUGACAGCGAGUGCGUGCAACUCAGGCUCAACUACUGCCCAAUCCAAGAGAAGUGACAGGUGACAGGUGACAGGUGACGUAACCACCCUUUCCUGCCAUGACCAUCACCUACACCGCGGAGGUAGCCACCUGUAGCGGCCUGGGCUGCUUCUGGAAGCUGCUGUUCAGGUGGCGGGGAAGCAUCUACAAGCUUCUGUGGCCUAACCUGCUGGUCUACGCCGUGGUCUACUUCACGCUCAGCGGGGUCUACAGGUUCGCGCUGGACGAGAAAGAAAGACUGUUGUUCGAAAAGGUGGCCCUGCACUGCCGCGACUACGGAGACCUCAUCCCCAUAGCCUUCGUGCUGGGCUUCUACGUCAGCAUCGUUAUCAAGCGCUGGUGGGACCAGUACAUCUGCAUGCCGUGGCCAGACAACCUGGCCAUGUUCGUCAGCACCCUGGUGCACGGCCAGGACGAGCGAGGCCGCCUGAUGCGCCGCACCAUCCUGCGCUACGUGAACCUGUGCUUCGUGCUGACGCUCCGCAUGAUGUCGCCGCGCGUGAAGAAGCGCUUCCCCACCAUGGAGCACCUGGUGGAGGCGGGCUUCCUGCAGCCCAGCGAGAAGCGCAUCUUCGAGGACCUGGACAGGAAGACGUCGCACCCCAAGUACUGGAUGCCCCUGGUGUGGGCCGGCGGCAUCAUCACCCGCGCGCGCAAGGAGGGCCGCGUCAAGGACGACUUCUCGCUCAAGAGCCUCAUCGACGGCCUGAACGUGUUCCGCGCCGGCUGCGGCGGCAUGCUCAACUACGACUGGAUCAGCAUCCCGCUCGUCUACACUCAGGUGGUGACCCUGGCGGUGUACAUGUACUUCAUGGCCACUCUCAUGGGUAACCAGUUCCUCGACACCACCAAGCACUACCCCAAGCACGAGGUGGACCUGGUGGUGCCCGUGUUCACCUUCUUGCAGUUCUGCUUCUACAUGGGCUGGCUGAAGGUAGCAGAGUCGCUGGUGAAUCCCUUCGGCGAAGAUGACGACGACUUUGAACUGAACUGGUUGGUCGACAGAAAUCUGCAGGUGUCGUACGUGAUCGUGGACGAGAUGCACCAGGAGCACCCCGAGCUGGUGCGCGACCAGUACUGGGACGACGUGUUCCCCGCCGAGCUGCCCUACACCGCCGCCUCCAAGCAGUACCAGACGGGGCCGCCCACGCCGUCCACGGAGAACGUGGAGGUGUCCGAGGCGCAGGCCGAGUUCAUGCCGCUCGAGACGGUCCUGGAGGAGGUUUUGGGCGGGGUUGACGACAUCGAGGACGACGACUCGGGGGCGAGCCGCCGGGAGACGCACCCCAUGAGGAUCCUGAAGGGCAAGCCCGCCGGCUCCACCGGCUCCAUCAACGCCAGCAGCAGCUCCGGUCCUCCGCCCGAGAGGAAGAACUCAGUGUUCAACAUGCUGUCCAAGCUGUUCCGGCGCGUCGAGAGCGGCAAGGACCUGGGCAGCAACCUGGGCAGCACCGCCUCGCUGCCUGGCCAGAGGGCGCGCUGCGCCUCCCGCAUGAGCUCCAGGUGCCAGUCGCAGGCGCAGAGCCACGCCUCCAUGGCCAGGGAGAGCACCUACCAGGACGAGAUGUUCCACAUGUCUGACGUGUCGCUGGCGGCGUCUGUGCUCACCAUCGGCUCGCACAUCCAGAUGGUAGCCCCGAGGCGCUGCUCCGUCGACCACGACGUAGAGGAGACCGCCGACACCUCCGAGGUGGCGCAGCUGCUGCCCUCCGCCGCCAGGACCAAGGACACUCCCCGCAAGAUAUCAUUCUCCAAGGAUACGACCUGCUCCACGCCUGGAGAGGUUAGACGUCUGGACAACGUAGAAACAGAUGACGUGAGUGACGUGAGUGGCAGUUCCGUGAAGACGUCUUAUCUUCAAGAAAAUGCUGAUGACGUCUCGAUCAGUGUAUCGCCAAAACCAAAAAUGUUUGACUCUCAAAGAAUUGCAGCUAUUCGAACAAGAAAAGUGGCAGAUUGGAGAGACCCGGGGCCAGGACUGCUGACCCUGGAGCAAGGCGGCGACGCACCGCGCAUCGUGGUGCCGUUCAGCCCACCGGUCACCCACAGCUUCGCGCAGGCGUCGACGUCGCCCAGCGUGUCGACGCCGGGACGGGAGCGACGGCGCGGGUCCCUGCCCUGGGAGGACGCGGCGGGGACCCGCCCGAGCAGCAGCCUCACCCGCAGCGUCAGGCAGCAGGAGGAACGCCCCGGCCCGGAGGCCGACCCGGCCGCCUGCGACCCAGCGCUCCUCGCGAGCACGUCUCCUGCAGUCGCCCCGCCAGCGGACAAGCCCGGGGCCUUCACCCCCAGCGCGGCGAUACCCGUGCCGGCGCUGUCGCCCGCCCACGAGGCGCCCGAGGGUGACGGCGCGGCGAUGCCCCUCGGGCGCCGCACGAUACACGAGUUCCGAGAGCUGGCGCCCAUCAGCGAGCAGUGCGAGGCGGACAGCCUCUAUUGCAGGACGCCGCGCGACGACUCGGGGCGCGAGUCCACCGUGUAGCCUCGGCCUCGCUAGUGGGGACAUCAGUAGAGGAACUGUGCAACGGUGUGUAUUGCCAGGAACAUAGUGUGAAAACAACCUGACAACCACUACUGCAGUACUCUACGCGAUGACACGGGACGUGAGACCACCAUGUAUUAUCUGCCUCGCUAGAGGAGACAUUAGGACAGGAACUGUUACACAGUAUGUUACCAGGAAUUGCUGGACAGUCUCUACUGCACCUCGAUACUAUGAGCCAUAUGUAGAGAAUUUUCCUUUUCCUUCAAGUCUUCCUUGUAAUAAAAAGGAAGCCAGAACUACCCUGCAAGAAAACUCUUUAAUGAAACCAUUUCCUUCCUGUUUUGUAGCGAGAAUUUUUUUUGUUUUCAAACAUAUGUUAACUUAACCACCCACUCAGUGAAGAAAGAUUAACAGUUAAUUUUUAAAAUGUUUUCUUUACAGUAGAGUUUUUUACCCGACUUUCGCUUCUCCGAAAUUUGGUAUCAUCUGAUGGCUCACCGUGAAUUUAGGCACUAUAAGUUUUAUAAAGAAAAUAUAGUGUGUGUUGCCGUCGGCCGGGGUCUCGGGUUCGAGUCCCGCUGCGAGUCUAAGGGGCUGGUGGUGUUUUAUGGUGUGUUUUUCCGGGAGGGCGCCAGGUUAGCUCGUACGUCUAACCAAUGGGGUGGGUCGAUCGGCCCGAGCGUGCUUCCCUAGACUCGGUGGCUGUAUCUUAAGGGUGGUAUUAACUGCUAGUAGACAAUGGUGACACUCCCUGUUCAGCAUAAGGUAGCUGGUGCCUAACUACAGAUGUAAUACAUGCACUGGAACUGAAAAUGUGUGGUACAUGUAUUUAUUAACGGACAUAUUUGGGUACACGAUAUUGUACGACACAACUUUUCGUUGAUAAUUUGGACAUAAUUGAUACACAAUAUUACACGACACUACUCUUGAUUAAUUAUGAUUGUCUCUCCCUAAGGCAGUCCGUUAGAGGGGGGAGUUCGUUGGUUGUCCUGGAGUCAGCCAGGUCCGUAAAGUGACUGACCUUAAGGCGGCCCUGUGGCCCGUGGCCUUAAGGCAGGAAUUACGACUGCCAGGUUAAGCCCUGCACCUUAAAAACAGGCCCGGGGUCGUGUGGGGAAUUGACGUUACAAAGGAUUUGGUUCAUGACUAUAUUUACCAGAGUAAAGAUUCGGUGAGUAAUUAAUUGAAGGUUCCCCACGGAACGAACGCACGAACACAUCCACCCCGGGCCGCGAGCUGAUCUGCACUGCCAGAGGGGCUGUCGCGCAGGGUGGGGGGGGAGGGGGUAACC
Molecule: messenger RNA, 4244 nt
Organism: Bacillus rossius redtenbacheri
Lineage: Eukaryota; Metazoa; Arthropoda; Insecta; Phasmatodea; Bacillidae
Product: bestrophin homolog 22-like
Exons: 16
Coding region: 530-2953 (807 amino acids)
Molecular function (GO): chloride channel activity
Source: RefSeq, a predicted model, not a curated record